Messenger RNA from Cariama cristata (Red-legged seriema), 684 nucleotides. Its product is annotated as 3-hydroxymethyl-3-methylglutaryl-CoA lyase, cytoplasmic-like. Gene Ontology annotation, cellular component: endoplasmic reticulum; cytosol. Gene Ontology annotation, molecular function: hydroxymethylglutaryl-CoA lyase activity. The record is from RefSeq and is a predicted model, not a curated record. Gene Ontology annotation, biological process: L-leucine catabolic process; ketone body biosynthetic process. The transcript is spliced from 6 exons. The annotation marks the transcript as partial. NCBI's taxonomy places the organism in Eukaryota, Metazoa, Chordata, Aves, Cariamiformes, Cariamidae.
GAAUCUCAAGCAUGUGAACUGCCUAAGUACAUAAAGAUUGUAGAAGUUGGGCCAAGGGAUGGAUUACAAAAUGAAAAGGUGAUAGUCCCAACUGAUAUCAAAAUUGAGUUAAUCAACCGGCUUUCCAAAACAGGCCUGCCUGCAAUAGAAGUGACCAGUUUUGUUUCAUCCAAAUGGGUGCCUCAGAUGGCAGAUCACAAAGAAGUAAUGAGGGGCAUUGAGCAGCAUCCUGGAGUCCAAUAUUCUGUUCUCACACCUAAUCUUCAAGGUUUUCAUUCUGCUAUUGCAGCAGGGGCUACAGAAGUCUCAGUAUUUGGUGCAGCAUCUGAAUCUUUUAGCAAAAUGAAUAUUAAUUGUUCAAUUGAAGAAAGCAUAGAAAAAUUUGAAGAAGUUGCUAAAUCUGCAAGAAAUAUGAAUAUUCCAGUGCGUGGGUAUGUGUCAUGUGCAUUGGGAUGCCCAUAUGAAGGAAACGUCGUACCUGCUAAAGUGGCAGAAGUAUCUAAGCGACUGUACAGUAUGGGUUGUUACGAAAUCUCUCUGGGGGAUACAAUUGGUGUGGGGACUCCUGGAAGUAUGAAAAGAAUGUUGGAAGCUGUUAUGAAAGAAAUUCCUCUGAGUGUCCUUGCUGUUCACUGUCACGACACGUAUGGCCAGGCGUUAGCCAAUAUCCUCACAGCCAUACAG